Molecule: messenger RNA, 4442 nt
Organism: Choloepus didactylus (southern two-toed sloth)
Lineage: Eukaryota; Metazoa; Chordata; Mammalia; Pilosa; Megalonychidae
Gene: JAG2
Product: jagged canonical Notch ligand 2
Exons: 26
Coding region: 495-3785 (1096 amino acids)
Biological process (GO): Notch signaling pathway; cell communication; heterophilic cell-cell adhesion
Cellular component (GO): protein-containing complex; plasma membrane
Molecular function (GO): Notch binding; calcium ion binding
Source: RefSeq, a predicted model, not a curated record
CCGGGGGCGCGGGGCCCCUGGCGGCUGCUGCUGCUGCUGGCGGCCUGUGCGUGCAGGCGGCGCGGCCCCUGGGCUAUUUCGAGCUGCAGCUGAGCGCGCUGCGGAACGUGAACGGCGAGCUGCUGAGCGGCGCCUGCUGUGACGGCGACGGCCGGACGACCCGCGCGGGGGGCUGCGGCCACGACGAGUGCGACACGUACGUGCGCGUGUGCCUCAAGGAGUACCAGGCCAAGGUGACGCCCACGGGGCCCUGCAGCUACGGCCAGGGCACCACGCCCGUGCUGGGCGGCAACUCCUUCCACCUGCCCCCGGCGGGCUCCGCGGGGGAGCGAGCGCGGGCGCGGGCCGGCGGCGACCAGCACCCGGGCCUCGUCGUCAUCCCCUUCCAGUUCGCCUGGCCGCGCUCCUUCACCCUCAUCGUGGAGGCCUGGGACUGGGACAAUGACACCACCCCGGACGAGAAGCUGCUGAUCGAGCGGGUGGCCCACGCGGGCAUGGUCAACCCCGAGGACCGCUGGAAGAGCCUGCACUUCAGCGGCCACGUGGCGCAGCUGGAGCUGCAGAUCCGCGUGCGUUGCGACGACAACUACUACAGCGCCACGUGCAACAAAUUCUGCCGGCCCCGCAACGACUUCUUCGGCCACUACACCUGCGACCAGUACGGGAACAAGGCCUGCAUGGAUGGCUGGAUGGGCAAGGAGUGCAAGCAGGCCCUGUGUAAACAAGGAUGUAAUUUGCUCCACGGGGGAUGCAGCGUACCUGGGGAGUGCAGGUGCGGCUACGGCUGGCAGGGCAAGUUCUGCGAUGAGUGUGUCCCCUACCCAGGCUGCUUGCACGGCAGCUGCGUGGAGCCCUGGCAGUGCAACUGCGAGACCAACUGGGGCGGCCUGCUCUGCAACAAAGACCUCAACUACUGUGGCAGCCACCACCCCUGCGUCAACGGCGGUACGUGCAUCAAUGCUGAGCCUGACCAGUACCGCUGUGCGUGCCCCGAUGGCUACUCAGGCGAGAACUGCGAGCGGGCUGAGCAUGCGUGUGCUUCCAAUCCCUGUGCCAACGGAGGCUCCUGCCACGAGGUGCCGUCCGGCUUCGAGUGCUACUGCCCCUCGGGCUGGAGCGGGCCCACCUGCGCACUUGACAUCGACGAGUGCGCCUCCAACCCGUGUGCGGCGGGCGGCACCUGCGUGGACCAGGUGGACGGCUUCGAGUGCAUCUGCCCCGAGCAGUGGGUGGGGAGCACCUGCCAGCUGGACGCCAAUGAGUGCGAAGGGCAGCCGUGCCGCAACGCUUUCUCUUGCAAAAACCUGAUUGGCGGCUAUUACUGUGAUUGUGUCCCGGGCUGGAAGGGCGUCGACUGCCACAUCAACAUCGACGACUGCCACGGCCAGUGCCAGCACGGUGGCAUUUGCAAGGACCUGGUGGACGGCUACCAGUGCGUGUGCCCCCGGGGCUUCGGCGGCCGGCACUGCGAGGUGGAGCGGGACGAGUGCGCUAGCGGGCCUUGCCGCAGUGGCGGCAUCUGCGAGGACCUGGUGGACGGCUUCCGCUGCCACUGCCCCAGGGGCUUCUCGGGGCUGCUGUGCGAGGUGGACGUGGACUUCUGCCGGCCGAGCCCCUGCCGCAACGGGGCGCGCUGCUACAGCCUGGAGGGCGACUACUACUGCGCCUGCCCCGACGGCUUCGGCGGCAAGAACUGCUCGGUCCCCCGGGAGCCCUGCCCCGGGGGCGCCUGCGGGGUGGUCGACGGCUGCGGGGCGGAGGCGGGGCCGCGGGCGCCGGGCGCUGCCCCCUCCGGGGUGUGCGGCCCCCACGGGCGCUGCGUCAGCCAGCCGGGAGGCAACUUCUCCUGCGCCUGCGAGAGCGGCUUCACAGGCACCUACUGCCACGAGAACAAGGACGACUGUCUGGGCCAGCCCUGCCGCAACGGGGGCACGUGCAUCGACGAGGUGGACGCCUUCCGCUGCUUCUGCCCCAGCGGCUGGGAGGGCGAGCUCUGCGACACCAAUCUCGACGACUGCUUCCCCGACCCCUGCCACAGCCGCGGCCGCUGCUACGACCUUGUCAACGACUUCUACUGCGCCUGCGACGACGGUUGGAAGGGCAAGACCUGCCACUCGCGCGAGUUCCAGUGCGACGCCUUCACCUGCAGCAACGGGGGCACGUGCUACGACAGCGGGGACACCUUCCGCUGCGCCUGCCCACCUGGCUGGAAGGGCAGCACCUGCAGCGUGGCCCGGAACAGCAGCUGCCUCCCCAACCCCUGUGCCAACGGCGGCACCUGCGUGGGCAGCGGAGACUCCUUUUCCUGCAUCUGCCGCGACGGCUGGGAGGGCCGCACCUGCACGCACAACACCAACGACUGCAACCCCCUGCCCUGCUACAAUGGUGGCGUCUGCGUCGACGGCGUCAACUGGUUCCGCUGCGAGUGUGCGCCCGGCUUUGCGGGUCCCGACUGCCGCAUCAACAUCGACGAGUGCCAGUCUUCGCCCUGUGCCUACGGGGCCACCUGCGUGGACGAGAUCGACGGCUACCGCUGCGUCUGUCCGCCCGGCCGGGCUGGCCCGCGGUGCCAGGAGGUGAUCGGGCUCGGGAGGUCCUGCUGGUCCCGAGGUGCUGCGUUCCCCCACGGGAGCAAGUGGGCGGAGGACUGCAACAGCUGCCACUGCGUGGACGGCCGCCGGGACUGCAGCAAGGUGUGGUGUGGGUGGCAGCCCUGCCUGCUGGCUGGCCGGGCUGACGGUCUGAGUGCCCAGUGCCCACCCGGGCAGCGGUGCCAGGAGAAGGCCCCGGGCGAGUGCCUGCAGCCGCCCUGCGCGGCCUGGGGGGAGUGCAGCGCCGCGGAGCCACGGCCACCCAGCAGCCCCUGCCUGCCGCGCUCCGGCUACUUGGACGACAACUGUGCCCGCCUCACGCUGCACUUUGACCGCGACCAGCUGCCCCCGGGCACUACCGUGGGCUCCAUCUGCGCCGGGAUCCGCUCCCUGCCAGCCGCGAGGGCUGUGGCCCGGGACCACCUGCUUGUGCUCCUGUGUGACCGCUCGGCUUCGGGCCCGAGCGCUGUGGCGGUGGCUGUGUCCUUCGGCCCGUCCCGGGACCCACCGGACAGUGGCCUGGUCCAGGAGGCUGCCCAUGCGCUCGUGGCCGCCAUCACCCGGCGGGGGAACGGCUCCGUGCUGCUGGCCGUCACUGAGGUCAAGGUGGAGACGGUCGUGGUGGGCAGCUCCUCCACAGCCCCCAGGCCACCCUCAGCCCUGCCCGUCCCCAGGCGUGCUCGUGCCCGUGCUCUGCGGUGUGUUCGCCAUGCUGUGGGCGGCCUGCACUGUCAUCUGCGUCUGGUGGACACGCAAGCGCAGGAAAGAGCGGGAGCGGAGCCGGCUGCCACGGGAGGAGGGCGCCAACAACCAGUGGGCCCCCCUCAACCCCAUCCGCAACCCCAUCGAGCGGCCCGGUGCUGGGGGCCCCAAGGACGUGUCCUACCCGUGCAAGAACUUCUUGCCACCGCGCAGGGUGGGCGAGGUGCUGCCCGGGCCAGCCGGCCACAGGGCCGAGGAGGACGGGGAGGACGGGGAGCUGGGCCGUGGCACAGGGGGCUCCCCGGAGGCAGAGAAGUUCCUCGCACACAAAUUCACCAAAGACCCCGGCUUCUCGCCACGGAGGCCGGCCCACUGGGCUGCUGGCCCCAAAGUGGACAACUGGGCUGCCCGGGGUGCCGCCGAGGCCCGGUUCCCCGGCCAGGAGUAGGCGUGGGUGAGCCAGGCCCCAGGGCGCCGCGGCCACGUGCGUAGUUUCUUUAUUUUGUGUAAAAAAAAAAGGGCAAAAACAAAAAAACAAAUGUUUAUUUUUUACGUUUCUCUACCCUUGUGUAAAUUAUUCAGUAACUGUCAGGCGGAAAACAACGGAGUAUUCUCGCAUAGUCGCUAUUUUUGUAAAGUUCCCCUGCGCUGCACACGCAGCGUGGCCGCGGAGAGCAAAGGGUGGCUGCGUUUCCACCAAAUUGUGUAACGUUUGUUACCAGAGGUGGUGCACUGUUUACAGAAUCUUCCUUUUAUUCCUCAAUUGGGUGUCUCAGUGGCUGCAGGACAAACAGCCGGCGGGACCGUGGCCGGCGCUGGGGCCCGUGGUGGCCGGCGUGGCCUGUGGCCGGCGGUGGGACUCGUGGCCGGGGGCACCGUGGCCGUUGCAGCCCUGCCUGCCCCUGCAGAGCUCUCUCCGCUGAGCGCUCAGAAGUGCCCUUCCCGACUGCCCUGCUCUCCCGGGUGGCGGCAGUGUCGACGCACGACAAGUGCCUUCACGACUCCCCUUGCGGCUGUCAGCGUCGGCCGUGGCAUCGGCCCCCGGCCCCCGGCCCUUCCUUGUGAAAGUGCAUUUUUGUAAAUAUGUACAAAUUAAAUGAAUCACUCUGUAUAUUUGAUUUAAUAACUUAAACGUUUUGGCCUCCCUCA